Messenger RNA from Lineus longissimus, 1613 nucleotides. RefSeq lists its product as uncharacterized. The transcript is spliced from 3 exons. The coding region runs from base 42 to 1415 and encodes 457 amino acids. The record is from RefSeq and is a predicted model, not a curated record. NCBI's taxonomy places the organism in Eukaryota, Metazoa, Nemertea, Pilidiophora, Heteronemertea, Lineidae.
CUUACGGUCGGCUUUUUUGUGCGCUCUCAGAUUUUUUCAGAAUGUCAGGUCGAGAAGAUUCGGUAGGCAACUUCCGCCUGCUGCUACAUUCGGCCAUUGUGGUUGCGAACGAGUAUGGACAGCCCGUUGGACAACAAUUGCAUGAAGACGAAGCACCAGUAGCCAAAGCCCCUCGCCUCGACCGUCAAGAACAGGAUGAGGAAACCGCGCCGCGUUUACGGGAACGAAUUCUAGAACUAGAAAAGAGAGAAAAGAACCGAAAGGCAGAACCGGUGGAGGCAGUCCUGAGGAAGGAAUCCCCCCCUACUAUCUCACUGGGGCACUUUAAGCCAGAGAUUCCAGAAUGGGAAUAUGCGGUGAAAUUUAAUCCAAUUGCUGCCGAAAAGGUCAAGAGGUUACAGGCGUCUUGGACUACCAUUGGGGAAACUUCUCCUGACUUCACAGCUCAACAAUUCAAACUCAAUCAGGUUGUAAAUGAUGUAUUACUUCUACAAAAAACUCCGGUGCCUUUGGACACUUUGCCUUUAAGGGACCCUGAACACUUUGUCGCUGGACAAUUGCAUCAAAAUAUUGAACUUUGGAGUUCCAUAAUGAACGAUUUCCCAGAGAGCGAGAUGGUUCACACUUGGUUGGAAAAAGGGGUUGAUGUGCAUUCUUUCUUUAGGCCAUUUAAGGGUGAAUUCAAGGGUCAGAAAUACAAUUCAAACGAACCCCCAGUUAGUUUUUUUCCUAACUCUGUCCAUUGUCAGAAACAAGCUGCUUUUAUUUCCGAAACCUUGAAUGAUAGAAUCAAAGCAGGUUCAGUCAGAGUUUGGGGUAAAGUUGGGGAGUGUCCGCCCCCUAAAGUAGUCAUGCCCUUGGUAGUUGAACCUUCAAAGCCGAGAUUAUGCAAUGACCAGAGAUUCCUUAACCUGUGGAUUAAGGAUUCUCCCUUCACAUUAGAUACAUUGAAAGAAGUACCGCGAUUGGUACACAAAGAUGCUCUCAUGUUUGCCACUGAUGAGAAAUCGGGGUAUGACCAUAUUAAAUUAUCGCAAACUUCGCAAACGUAUUUUGGCAUGGAAUGGGCAGGUUGGUACCUAGUUUGUACGACGCUUCCGUUCGGAUGGAAAUCAUCGGCUUAUGUUUAUCAAACUGUAGGCUAUGCAGCUACAACCUUCUUAAGACAUUUGGGGAUCCCAACCAUCCAGUAUAUUGACGACAGAUUCUACGUGGUCCCUAAGAAUAUUGACGCGUCAAGCAUUCCUUUGCUUUGGGUCUUUUUGGUAUUAUAUAUCCUUACAGAACUAGGUUACACGUUCUCCUUGCCAAAAUGUGUUUUGCAACCUAUGAUGGCGCUCAAGUCCUUAGGGUUUCUAGUAGAUUCUAGCAGGCAGGCGUUUCUUCUGCCAUCUGAUAAGAAACAGAAGUUUUAACGUUUUGCGCGAGGAAAUUCUUCGUCAGCCCUUCGUCAGCCUUAAAACGCUACAAAGAUUCGCGGGUAAAUGCAUUUCUAUGAUGUUGGUUUUUCCGGCCGCAAAACUAUUUACGAGAGAGUUGUUUAGCGCAAUAGCCAAAGCUUCGAAAAACAGUAAAACCAUCCCAAUCUCUGGCCCCCUACGGGACGAGAUACA